Messenger RNA from Dermacentor andersoni, 1053 nucleotides. Lineage: Eukaryota; Metazoa; Arthropoda; Arachnida; Ixodida; Ixodidae. The record is from RefSeq and is a predicted model, not a curated record.
AUGACUGACAACAAAAGGAUUCCUGACAGCAUUGGAGCAUGCAGCACCAAGCUAGGAGGCGAGGAUGCGACCGCUGGUUCCUGGGAGUGCCACGUGUGCCAGAAGACUUUGUGCUCCAGAUGGUACCUCCGUGCUCACAUGAGGAUGCACUCGGGCACAGAGUCGCAUGCUUGUACCAUGUGUGGCAAAAAAUUCGCUGUGAAAGGGUCUUUAGUUAUGCACCUUCGUGCACACACUGGUGAAAAGCCCCACAAGUGUUCUCUGUGCCCUGCGGCAUUUGCAAACAGAACCAAUCUGAACAACCACGUCUUGAUUCAUAGCGGGGAGAGACCAUACGUGUGUGAAGAAUGCGGUCAGGCAUUUAGUGCGCGAUCGCAUCUUGUGACUCACACCCGUACGCACACUGGCGAGCAGCCUUGGGCCUGUGAAGAGUGCGGCAAGGGGUUCUCCGCCCGGUCCAACCUGGUGCGCCACUUGCGGUUGCACAGCAGAGAACGACCUUAUGUCUGCCACUUGUGCCCAACAACUUUCUCGCAAAAGGGUCACCUCACCACUCAUAUCCGUGCGCACACGGAAGAAAAACUGCACGAAUGCCGCCUUUGUCUGAAGAAAUUUGCUCGGCAUGAGAAUGUUAUUAGCCACAUGCACAGGGCACACUAUGCAGAGAAUCCCAGUGCAGAGACGGUGCUGCAGACUGAGUGCCUAGGGACACCUUGGACGUUGCCAACUUCGCCCCGGCCUCAGUCGCUGCCCUCAGCGAUCCUGCUGGGCCCAAGCUGCGCCUUCGCGUCCAUCGCUGUUGUACCGAGCCUGGGCUUCGCCCAGCUGCCAUUGCUGCCAUACAUGUUGUGGUGCCUCCUUGCAAGGUACAAAUCUCUGCUGAAGAUGCGAAUCAUAGAGCUGCUUGUGCAUCUCCAACCAGGCAACAUUGGGCUCAACAGACCAUUGUGCAGAGAGCAGGGCAAGCUGCAGCUCACUGUCGACACCGAGCAGACAGUUCAGAUCAUUCUCGUCAAAACAGCUCGAGAAGACUUCGUCGCAAAGACCCUGUAG